Guillardia theta CCMP2712 is the source of this 801-nucleotide messenger RNA. RefSeq lists its product as hypothetical. Bases 4 to 705 code for a protein of 233 amino acids. The record is from RefSeq and is a predicted model, not a curated record. Gene Ontology annotation, molecular function: protein binding. The transcript has 5 exons. NCBI's taxonomy places the organism in Eukaryota, Cryptophyceae, Pyrenomonadales, Geminigeraceae.
GCCAUGGCGCAGCGUACAGCCGCAUGGCUGUUGAUCGUCAUGCUGGCACAGAUGAGGGGAGAGGCGACUGAGCCAGAGGACAUGCUGGUGAAGGCGGCUGGUUUGUACAGCCAUGGGAGUAUGGCUGAGUGCGUGAGGGUCCUUCAAACGUCAAUAGAGCAGGACAAGGACCAGGCUCUAGCUCAUCUCAUGCUGGGACAGGCGCUCCGCUCCCUCCAGCGUUGGCCGGAGGCGAUCGAUGCCUUCCUGGCCGUGAAGCGAUGCACCGCCCCGGUACCGAGGGAGGUGAGGGAGCAGGCAGGGAUACACCAUGGCAGGGCUCUGAUGGAACUCGAUCGGUGGGAGGAGGCCAUUGCUGCCUUCGAGGAGACUUGGUCGCGACACCCUGAGUCCUCGGAUGCUCUCUUCCGCUUCCUCUACCUGCAGCAUUUCGCAUGCAACUUCACCAGGCGCGAUGAACUGCUCCUGACAGCGAGGAGGAGGCUUGUGGAGGAGCUCAAGGUGGCAGGCAGGAGCGCCAUGACGCCAUCCCAGGCGCUGAUGAUGCUCGACGCGCGAGAGCUGAAGCUGCUGGCCAAAUCGUUUGCUCAUGGGCACAUCGUGGAAGGUAAGAGGACGAGGACUUGCUCGCUCCCGCUCACUGUCUUCCUCACCAGCCCUGAGGGACAACAAGGAGGGAGUCUGGCAGUGGAGCUUCGACUCUGAGGUACUUGGAGGAGCGGCGGUGCAGGGCUGGUUCGCCUACUCUCCUGCUAGCCUGCUGCUUGUUGACGGUCGGCUGCGCGUGGGGUACGUCUCGAG